AUGCGCUCUCCUCGCCAUGAUCACCUAGGGCUGUGCACGCCCUCUGUAGUUUGUUCACCAGCGUUAUCAGGUUCUCCAUCUACGCGGAGCCCCGGUUCCAAUCGGCGAGUCGACUCGGUGUUUGUAGUUAUGGCGUACAAUAGCAGUAACAACCAGAGCGGCGAGAUUGGACCCGAUACGAUACUUUUCGAAGGUUGCGAUUAUAACCAUUGUCUAAUCGUCAUGGAUUUCCCUAAGGAUCAAAAGAUUCCUCCUAAAGAGAUGGUUCCCAUGUACAAAGAGACUUGUGCUAAGGGCUUGAACAUCAGUGUUGAAGAGGCAAAAAAGAAAAUAUAUGCUUGUAGCACAACAACUUAUGUAGGAUUUCAAGCAGUGAUGAUAGAAGAAGAGUCAGAAAAGUUUCAUGAGUUACCUGGGGUAGUUUUCGUACUGCCGGAUUCGUACAUUGACCCGCAGAACAAGGAAUAUGGAGGUAUUUUUUUUUUUUUUGAUUUUUCUUUUCUUUUCUUUUUUUUUUUUGGAGAACUCUAAUUGAAGUUUUCCAAGUUAUGGAGUCUAUCCUUUGGUAUUCAAUUUUAAACUUGGCAUUCAAUGUUGUAAUUCUCAAGGGAUAAAUUCAAGUUGAGACUUCGCUUAUUGCUAUUUUGGAAAAGUGCAAGCUGUAGUUCUCUGAUCAAUUGAACAGAGCAAAAUUAGUCCAACAACAAUUGAAUCACAUGAUUCAGAACAAAAGAUAAUCCUUAUAAUGGUUUCGUCGGUAGUAAACUACAGUCUACUAAUUUGGAGAAUAUCGAUGAUGCGUAUCUUUGACAACAGAACCGCUUAGUUUCUUAACAGCUCAUACAAGGACUCAAUCUUACUCACAGAAACUGCAAAUCAAAUAGGGAUUGUCAGAUUCCACCCACUUUAACCAAUGUGGUUUUUUUUUUUUUUUUUUUUUUAAACAGAAGUUUUGCAAAUGCAAGUAAACGUACAAUCAUAUUACUAAAAAAUAAGUUUGAUAUACAUUGUUGGAUUGUUGGAUUUGUUUUUUAUCAGCUUAAACUUUUGUAAUAGACAAGAUAUCUUGAAAUUUUAUUUAUAUUUGUAUCUA
Ziziphus jujuba (common jujube) is the source of this 1093-nucleotide messenger RNA. RefSeq names its product multiple organellar RNA editing factor 1, mitochondrial-like. The record is from RefSeq and is a predicted model, not a curated record. The transcript has 4 exons. Gene Ontology annotation, cellular component: mitochondrion. NCBI's taxonomy places the organism in Eukaryota, Viridiplantae, Streptophyta, Magnoliopsida, Rosales, Rhamnaceae. Bases 1 to 531 code for a protein of 176 amino acids. Gene Ontology annotation, biological process: mitochondrial mRNA modification; cytidine to uridine editing.